AUGGUACAUCCGACGAGAUUGCUGCUGUGCACGCUGGUGUUAUCGCUCGUGGCCACUCAAUGGUCACCCGUUGCCGCGUUUGACGACUUUCUGGAUGACAUUUUCUCGAUUUUCUUCGAUUCGGAAAGCGAAAGUGAGUCGGCAGAACCGAUUCAGGUUAACGGGAAGCACGGCAUCAUUAAUGUUACGUGCGACAACUGCACGCUGACGAUCAAUUGUCCGAAUUGCAACAGCAUGUCGACGGUGGGUGGAAUGAUGACGGCUGCACCGAACGUUAACGCUACAAUGACAGCCACCCCCCCUGUUUCGUUGGCAACUACAAAUCUGGAACAGGAGGAACGGUUACUCUGA
Messenger RNA from Anopheles marshallii, 351 nucleotides. RefSeq lists its product as uncharacterized. Bases 1 to 351 code for a protein of 116 amino acids. The transcript is spliced from 3 exons. The record is from RefSeq and is a predicted model, not a curated record. Lineage: Eukaryota; Metazoa; Arthropoda; Insecta; Diptera; Culicidae.